AUGCAUGACGACUCGGUUGUUCCUCCGCAUUCCGUCUUUACGCACUGGAUUGAUUCCCGACAUGUGGAUGCAGCCGCCGUCCGUGACGAGGGCGACAUGUUUCCUGGUGAGGACAAAGGCGAAAGCCUGGAAAGGGGUCACAUGGUCAAUCCGGAUUCGGGCCUGGAUGAGAUGUACGAAGAGUCCUGGGUUAGUGGGAUUAAACUAGAUGAGGAAGGCGUCGAGGACAGCUCGGGAUAUGUCCUGAAGUAUGAGCAUGGAGACAACAAGGGACUGGUGGUUCGAAUAGGCGACUUGGUGCAAGGAGUUUUGAGGGAAAACGGAGACAUUGGGCUAUUCAGAUGGGAGCUUGGUCAUGGCGAGACAAAGACGAUCAUCGCCGAAGUAGGCAGACAUGAGGCAUUUCCUCAAAAUGUCAAAAGAGGACCUAAUGCGUCUGACAAGUUCGAAACGCCGAAUGGAUGGACUUGGGUUUGUGUAGAGAGUUGGUAA
Messenger RNA from Pestalotiopsis fici W106-1, 492 nucleotides. RefSeq lists its product as uncharacterized. The record is from RefSeq and is a predicted model, not a curated record. Lineage: Eukaryota; Fungi; Ascomycota; Sordariomycetes; Amphisphaeriales; Sporocadaceae. The coding region runs from base 1 to 492 and encodes 163 amino acids. The transcript has a single exon.